Messenger RNA from Apus apus (common swift), 1846 nucleotides. It is a transcript of the gene WNT2B, whose product is annotated as Wnt family member 2B. The record is from RefSeq and is a predicted model, not a curated record. Bases 35 to 1192 code for a protein of 385 amino acids. NCBI's taxonomy places the organism in Eukaryota, Metazoa, Chordata, Aves, Apodiformes, Apodidae. Gene Ontology annotation, cellular component: extracellular region. Gene Ontology annotation, molecular function: frizzled binding; cytokine activity. The transcript is spliced from 5 exons. Gene Ontology annotation, biological process: canonical Wnt signaling pathway; cell fate commitment; multicellular organism development.
UCAUUUCUCCGUCUGGACGCCGCCCCGGAGAGAUAUGCUCAGCCCAAACCGCCUGGAAGCGUCUCCUGGGAUUGCCUUGGCCCCCAGGCGUGCGGAGUGCGGAGCCUUCCCUCGGACGGCGAGCGCGGCCCCCCGGCUUUGCCUCCCCCUCGUCCUCCUCCUGCUCGCCCUGACACCCCGCGCCGACUCUUCGUGGUGGUACAUCGGGGCGCUGGGCGCCAGGGUGAUCUGCGACAACAUCCCCGGGCUGGUGAACAAGCAGCGGCAGCUGUGCCAGAGGUAUCCCGACAUCAUGCAGUCGGUCGGGGAGGGAGCCAAGGAGUGGAUCCGGGAAUGCCAGCACCAGUUCCGGCACCACCGCUGGAACUGCAGCACCCUGGACCGGGAUCACACAGUCUUCGGCCGGGUCAUGCUGAGAAGCAGCAGGGAGGCCGCCUUCGUCUACGCCAUCUCCUCGGCCGGAGUGGUCUACGCCAUCACGCGGGCGUGCAGCCAAGGGGACCUGAAGGCCUGCAGCUGCGACCCCCUCAAGAGGGGCCGCGCCAAGGACGAGCGCGGGGAGUUCGACUGGGGCGGCUGCAGCGACAACAUCAACUACGGGAUCCGGUUUGCCAAAGCCUUCGUGGAUGCCAAGGAGAAGAAAGUGAAGGAUGCCCGGGCACUGAUGAACCUGCACAACAAUCGCUGCGGGAGGAUGGCAGUGAAGCGCUUCCUGAAGCUGGAGUGCAAGUGCCACGGGGUCAGCGGCUCCUGCACACUAAGGACUUGUUGGCUGGCAAUGUCAGAUUUUCGAAAAACAGGGGAUUACCUAAGGAAGAAAUACAACGGGGCCAUCCAGGUGACAAUGAACCAGGAUGGCACUGGCUUCAUGGUGGCCAACAAGAACUUCAGGAAGCCCACAAAAACAGAUCUGGUGUAUUUUGAGAACUCACCUGAUUACUGCGUGAUGGACAAGUCAGCAGGCUCCCUGGGCACCGCCGGCCGCGUCUGCAGCAAAGCGUCCCGCGGGACGGACGGCUGCGAGGUGAUGUGCUGCGGGCGGGGGUACGACACCACCCGCGUCACCCGCGUCACCAAGUGCGAGUGCAAGUUCCACUGGUGCUGCGCCGUGCGCUGCAAGGAGUGCCAGGACACUGUGGACGUGCACACGUGUAAAGCGCCGAAACGGGCCGAGUGGCUGGACCAGACCUGAGGAGACGGGAGCAGGGAGAGACGAGGCCGCUGCCACCCCCCGCAGUUCUUUACAAACCUGUGCCCCGAGGGCCGUGACGUUCUGGGAGCUGUAGUUCAACUGCAUGGCUUUUAUUUAAUUAAUUCCGCAAAGCACUAAAGAAAGGACUACAUUUCCCAGGAGGUACUGUGGACCCUUCUAUUUGCUCAGCAAAACUAAUCCCCAACCUAGGAGGGGUCUGCAAUCUUUGCUUAAACUGUGAACCUGCCGCGGCCCUUUGUUCUCUCUGCAAAGGGAACGUGCCACUGAUACGGACUUGGAGGACCAGUCGUCAGGAUGGGAUGGGUGAGGAGACCUGCACACACACCCACACCCCCGACAAUUUCUGUUGCAGUGAAGUUUCACCAGUGAAAAACACUCGUUCAGAAUGAUCCACUUUUGCAGAAAGCAUUCUUGCUUUUACUCUUUUGCAAGGCCAGGGAAGGGUGCUGAGAAUCCCUCAGGCAGCUCCGGGAGCCCCUCGAGCAGACCCGGCCACGCUGCUGACCCUGCUGAGCAAGAGCAGCCUCUACACGAGGCUUCUCCCUGUCUCCCCAGUGAAGGCAACAAGUGGAGCUGUAAAUUGGGACUGAAACCUGAACGACUGCACAAAGGGCCACCACUAGAUGCUGGCAG